Cladocopium goreaui is the source of this 840-nucleotide messenger RNA. The record is from the annotation of a GenBank genome assembly. NCBI's taxonomy places the organism in Eukaryota, Dinophyceae, Suessiales, Symbiodiniaceae.
AUGAUGGCAUCAGGACCCUUCACUUCUCGAUUGGGAUCCCUGACUCCUCCAUGCAAACCGAGCGAGCCCAUCUUCGUUGAUGAGCCACUGCCGGACCUCCCUGUCACAAGUUUGAAGCCACCUAAGAUUUGUGGCUUGGAACCCGCUGGCGAAGGACGGGCAGUGAAAAGCUUUGAGGGUUACUUCAUUGUGGGCAAUAUCCAGGAUGGCCUCAAAUCUCCUCGCCAUUCCUAUCACCAGUGGCAGGUCCCUGAUGACAUCCCAGACGAUGUGGCAAUUGCGCCCAAUCGCUUGCUCCAUGAGAUCAAACACCGACAAUUUCAGGACUUCCUGGAAGAGAAAAUCUACGGCCAACCUCGCAAGUUCAAGAAGGAGAUUGAGCUCCACAGACGUAUUUUGAACGUGUCUGAGGGUCCCGGUCGACAAAUUUCGGUUGCCUCAGCUGCUGCCCGGAACGAGGCGUUUGUGGUUGCACGGCGGAAUGCUUUGCCCUUGUUGGAUGGACCUUUGGUGGCGGAAGUCAUGGCAAAACGUUUUGCAUCGUUUUGCCAUGACUUCCGCCACCAAAGGUCCGCCUGCUUGCGAACCAACCUGGAUGACCAUGUCACUGCGGCUGCGCGCGUUCUGCAAAUCGCAUGGCUAAGCCUGCGCUAUCCUCGAUAUGUGAAGCCUUACGGCGCCUUACGGAGGUUCCUGCCUGCAGCUCCUGCGAUAAGCAGUGGCUCGGUGGCUCCCGUGCCCCCUUUGCUCAAGGUCGGAAAUUGCCUUGCCGACUCAGACACCCAUCGCACGUGCCGCAAGUCGCAAAACAUGGGAGCAAUCGGCCGCUACAAUGAUAAG